CCAAUCAGUCAAACCUGUCCCUUCUACACUUUCAUGCAGACGAUCGACAAAGACAAAAAUUGUGAAAGUUUCUCUAGGAAAUUGGAAAACUGUUUUUAAAUUUCUACCAUGAAGAUUCCAAUUUUUUGCAUUCUACUUUUGACCUUUGCAGGUUUCAGCCACGGGAAUGUCGUUGCUCCUCGCCUUUGCGGAGGACGAGUUUUUGUUGAAGAUUCGGUCGUGAUUGAAGUCUCCACGACUCACGAAAACUGUCACUGGGAUUUUCAAACACAAGAGGAUCGUAUUCUCGUCUUCACUGUGCUCAACGGAGACCUCAAAGAAGCUCAAGAUUUCUUAGCUAUCCAUGAUGGGGCCAAAGAAGAUUCUCCGAUCCUCCUUUUAGAGGAUCAAAAGAUUCACGAACGUUCGAGAAAAGAUUUGUCAGCGUCCGUGUACACGACCCAGUCGACAGCCAGCAUCCGGUUCACCAAAGCGCCAAAUUCAAAUCUAAAACUCAAGAUUCAAAAGGCGGUUGAUUGCCCGUUUAAUUUGGGUACAGAAAGUCAGUGUGGACGAGUUGUCGACGAGGUUUCUUGCUACUGUGCUACUUUCACCAAAAGAAAUCAUCCAUCCCAAAGGUCCUAUUGCAACUCUCACAACAUGAAAUUACUGUCCCUGGAAACUUAUGAAAAAGAACUAUCCAUUCACAACGCUUGGGGCACUGAGGCGACAUUCUUGACUUCUCUAACCGACGCACCAAACGAAGGCACUUGGUAUUGGGAAAGUACCGACACAAUUUUGUAUCCAGGCUACUCUAACUGGUGUUCCAAACAACCCGAUGAUACCGGAGCAUUUGGUGGUGAAGACUGCAUGGUGAUUAAUUAUGGAGCCAAUGGAUGCUGGAACGAUUGCGAUUGCGACAAAGACGACUCUGACGCUAUCUGUCAAGCACUUCCUUAAUAAUGUUCUAUUUUUCAGUGUCUUUGAUUUGUUUUUGCUAACAUAACAAAGAAACGUGAAAAUUGAUUCUAUCGCAAGAGAAAAAUUAAAUAAAGUUUCACAAUGAUC
Molecule: messenger RNA, 1047 nt
Organism: Daphnia pulex (common water flea)
Lineage: Eukaryota; Metazoa; Arthropoda; Branchiopoda; Diplostraca; Daphniidae
Product: asialoglycoprotein receptor 1-like
Exons: 6
Coding region: 109-939 (276 amino acids)
Biological process (GO): biological process involved in interspecies interaction between organisms
Cellular component (GO): external side of plasma membrane
Molecular function (GO): carbohydrate binding
Source: RefSeq, a predicted model, not a curated record